AUGGGCAGACUCACUUACAUUAAUGUCAAACGGAUUCCACCAAGUGCUGGGUCAAAGGCGGCUUUCAGAGACCCAGUUGUCGAGCUUGAUGUCUCUGGAAAAGGCUUGACUGAUGAAGGUUUUGCUGAAGUAGCGUCGGCAUUAGUAGAGUCCCUGAACUAUGACGGCGACCAAGGCAGAAUAGUCCGGCUGGAGGAGCUUUGCUUGACAAACAAUCGGCUGAGUGCCACGUCACUCCAGGCUCUAUCCCCCAUUAUCAGAUUGGCAAGCAACGACCUAAGAGACUUGGACCUUUCUGGAAACAGCAUCACCAUCAACACAGAAGCCGAGGUUGCGAUUUGGGAAGAUUUUCUAAUGUCUUUCAGCUCUUGCUGCCUUCUUCGGAGAAUAGACCUCAGCCGCAAUGCAUGGGGGCCUAGGGUUUUCGAGGUGAUGAUUAGAGUCUACGCAAAGCAAGAGGCCGUGGAUCUAGUGCUCCCUGCAGACCUUGAGCAAAUUCAGAGUAAAGAACGAAGAACGUCUACGGAUAUUGCUGGGCUUGGGCGAGGAAUGAGAAGAAUGCGUGUUGUCUCGGAUCCAGACGAUUGGGGAAGCGACGAGGACAACAGCCCAAAGUCUGACGGACAUAAAGGCUCUAGACAUGGUUCGAAAUUCCCCCAAAAGGCUGGUCUUCCUCCUUCCCAACUAGAAUCGCCACUCACAUACGCUACCACUCGGGGACUCAGAUCUGUCCCCUAUAUUGUGCUGUCUAACAGCGAAAUGACAGAAGCUGGCGCAUUGCACCUUUCUUACAUACUUGCAAUUCACCACGUCCCUAAAAGACUCCUGACUCGAGUCCCUCACGCAAAGGCUGGUGCUUCCGCACAGCAGUUAUUAUCUUACGAUCAGUCACAAUGUCGAGGCAUCAUCUAUCUCCCAAAUCCACUACUUGGCAGUGCAGGUCACAAAGUGUUAGAGCUUGCGGAAGUAAUGCGGGAUGGCUAUUUAGACUGUUUGGCGGACGAUUCCCCUGAGUUCCCCAAGACUCCAAUCAUGUCCACCAACAUGUUGAAACGGGCAUCUGGGUCUCACCCCGGACUCGGGGCUGGUGCAUACGACAGACGAUGUCGUAAUACUGCCUCAACAGGGCUUUCUGACCAAGCAGGACAGGAUGGUCUUAUGGGAAGCGAGCUUGAUAGAGCGAGAAGUAGGAUACAAGGGACCACGCUGCAACACGCUGGACCCCAAAGCAACGAUCUCUGGCGAGCAGCGUUUAAGAUGCUUUCUUUGGGCCGGGAAAUCCGGCCACAGACGAGAAACGAACCACUGCCUCGACCACCGGCGCCGAAAACUAAGACUCCAAUCGUCAGGACACUCAAAGUCCCCGGGAUUACUCCCAAGACACUCAAACCGUUGACGCCGCUGACAUUACAACGGGAUCCUAACCAGCUAAUCACACCCUGGACUACACAAUUCCCCAAGAAGAGCGGCUGUCUUCCCUCUACACCAAUUGUCAUUCCACUAACUCCAUUGACUCCCAGGCUUCCGGUCGUCUCGGCCCCGCUACUUACGGAGACAGCAAUUUAUCGCACAAAGCUUCCCUGUGGGCUUCCGGAGUAUAUUUGGAGACGGAUCCUUGGGCUGGCUGCGGGAGCUGAAGGUAUCAUGAGUGUAUCUCAGCAGCAAUCUGUACUAAAAUGGGCAAUGGAUAGAAAGACACUGAGACAGGAGAGUGAGUCACUAGGGCUUAGAACGAGCGCUCAAUGCUGGAAGAUUCUUGAAGCCACAGGAUGUUUGGCGUAUGAAAUGGACAAGCCUUGA
This is a messenger RNA of Letharia lupina, 1800 nucleotides long. RefSeq lists its product as uncharacterized. The transcript has 3 exons. Lineage: Eukaryota; Fungi; Ascomycota; Lecanoromycetes; Lecanorales; Parmeliaceae. The record is from RefSeq and is a predicted model, not a curated record. The coding region runs from base 1 to 1800 and encodes 599 amino acids.